AAACACAUGGGACACAUGCGUGAAAGACGGGAUCUGUGCAUCAUGACUGGUGUUUGGUUUCUGUUCAGGCGUUUGCUGCAGAUGGGGGUGUUCAACUGUCAGCUGUACAACAAUCUGGGCCUGUGCUGCUUCUACGCCCAGCAGUAUGACAUGACCCUGUCGUCCUUCGAGCGAGCAUUAGCCCUGGUGUCCAGUGAUGAGGAACAGGCUGAUGUCUGGUAUAAUCUGGGACAUGUUGCAGUGGGCAUUGGUGACUUGACUCUGGCUUACCAAUGCUUCAAACUGGCCUUGGCUUUCAACAACAACCACGGUGAAGCUUAUAAUAACUUGGCCGUAUUGGAGCUACGGAAAGGCCGGAUCGAGCAGGCGAAAGCUUUUCUGCAGACGGCUGCUUCAUUGUCUCCUCACAUGUAUGAACCACAUUUUAACUUCGCCACACUCUCUGAUAAGGUUGGAGAUCUUCAGAGUAGUUACACGGCUGCUCAGAAAUCAGAGGAUGCGUUUCCUGAGCAUGUGGACACUCAGCAGAUCCUGAAAAACCUCAGACAGCAUUUUGCCACUCUAUAAGAUGAUCAACUCUUAUAUCAUCACAUCAAUGUUGGGAGAUGCAAAUGACUUGCACAGACUGGCUUUACAU
Messenger RNA from Megalobrama amblycephala (Wuchang bream), 637 nucleotides. RefSeq names its product tetratricopeptide repeat protein 8-like. Gene Ontology annotation, biological process: non-motile cilium assembly. Gene Ontology annotation, cellular component: BBSome; ciliary basal body; non-motile cilium. The transcript has 4 exons. The record is from RefSeq and is a predicted model, not a curated record. Lineage: Eukaryota; Metazoa; Chordata; Actinopteri; Cypriniformes; Xenocyprididae. Gene Ontology annotation, molecular function: protein binding. Bases 7 to 567 code for a protein of 186 amino acids.